Messenger RNA from Closterium sp. Naga37s-1, 2880 nucleotides. NCBI's taxonomy places the organism in Eukaryota, Viridiplantae, Streptophyta, Zygnematophyceae, Desmidiales, Closteriaceae. The record is from the annotation of a GenBank genome assembly.
AUGUCCGAGACCGGUCUUGUAGUCGUAGCUGAGGAGCUCAAUUGCCUGCACGCACGUGCGUUUUUCAGGAAAGAGCUCUUCGUGGACUACGUUUAUCGACCAGACGUCCGUUAUCGGUUCGGCAUCAAUCUGUCUCUUUUGAUUGACUGCUUGUCGGCGUUCUCUGCGUCAGCUACCACAGGACAUGUUGAUCUCCUUGUUGGGCGAUGCAACAACCUUUUUGUUGACUUUAAAUGUCACCGGCCCGUUUCAUUCUUGUAUCGCUACAAGCAUCUCAGUGCAGCAACUGCUAGCAUCCCUGCUGCUGUCCUGAAGGAAAACCAUGCGAUGCAUUCCCCUGCCAUCAACUUCGUUGACCAGAGUGAUCUGCUGCAUCGCUGUGACCUUUCCUUCAUGGCGACUGCGACUGCUCGCUCGUUGGUCUGCGCGCAUUUCACCGCCGCGCAACUCUCCCCUGCAGAGGGAGAGUCGUCCUCUUUGAAGGCUUUCGCCAAGUCCGUGAAGCCCAACGGUCUCUCUGCGGUCCCCCUCAGCCGCAAGUCUGUCUCUAACCGUCGCAGGACCUGUGCGAAUGGGAGCAGCAGUCGCAGAAGACAGCCAGUGAUGGCGGCGGCGGGCGACGGUGCGACGAAGAAGUGUCGCAUCACGCUGCUGCCGGGCGACGGAAUCGGCCCUGAGAUCAUGGCAGUGGCUGUGAAGCUGCUCAAGGCUCUCGGCGAACUGGAAGGCAUCACUUUUGAGUUCCAGGAGGCGCUGGUCGGAGGUGCGGCGAUCGACGAAUUCGGCGUGCCUCUGCCCGAAUCAACCCUCGCCACGUGCCGCGACAGCGAUGCCGUUCUGCUCGCUGCCAUUGGAGGGUACAAGUGGGACACCCUGCCCGCAGAUCUCCGCCCUGAGCGCGGGCUGCUGGGUCUGCGCGCGGGGCUCGGCGCUUUCGCUAACCUGCGCCCCGCCACCGUCUUCCCCCAGCUGAUCGAGGCGUCGUCGUUGAAGCGCGAGGUGGUGGAGGGCGUUGACAUCAUGGUGGUGCGCGAACUUACGGGCGGAAUCUACUUCGGAGAGCCCAAGGGCUUCGGACAGGAUGCAGAGGGCAACAGGACAGGCUUCAACACCAUGAUCUACUCCGCCCCUGAGAUUGACCGCAUCGCCCGAGUGGGCUUUGAGGCGGCGCGCAAGCGCAGCGGGCGGCUGUGCUCCGUGGAGAAGUCGAACGUGCUGGAGGUGUCGCAGCUGUGGCGCGAGCGCGUGACGGCCAUUGGGGCGGAGGAGUACCCGGAUGUGGAGCUGUCGCACAUGUAUGUGGACAACGCUGCCAUGCAGCUCAUCCGCAACCCGCGCCAGUUUGACACCAUCGUCACCGGCAACAUCUUUGGGGAUAUCCUCUCCGACGAGGCGUCCAUGCUCACUGGCUCCAUUGGCAUGCUGCCCUCCGCCAGCAUUGGCUCUGACGGCCCGGGCAUCUAUGAGCCAGUGCAUGGUUCGGCACCGGACAUUGCGGGGCAGGACAAGGCGAACCCGAUGGCUCAGGUGCUCUCAGCCGCCAUGAUGUUGCGAUACGGGCUCAACCUGCCACGUGGUGCUGACCUAUUGGAGGCUGCUGUCAUGAGUACCCUGGAGGCAGGAUACAGGACUGGUGACAUUGCUUCCCCCGGCAUGGCUCCUCCGCUCGCUACAGCGUCGGCAAUGAGCGGCAGCGGCGUGGAGUGGGAGGUGCUGGUGCCGUCGCUGGUGGGGGUGACGCCCGCUAGCGCCCUCAUUGCCGCCACCGCCGCUGCAGGCGCGCUUGGGCUGGGCUUCGCGCUGUUCAUCGCCGUAGGGGUGCUGUUUCAGCCAAGGUGGAUCAUCACCUGGGUGCGGCAGAACCAGCCGCACAUUCUGUUCGAACACGUCACCAAAGAUCGCCUGGUUGCUCUGACGAUCGAUGAUGGGCCGAACGGAGACACGACCCACGAGCUGCUGGAUAUUCUCAAGGAACACGGGUGCACAGCCACGUUCUUCGUGAUUGGAUCCAACAUUGAUCGAUACCCCAGCAUUGUGGAUCGCAUGCACGCUGAAGGCCACGAGGUGGGCAACCACAUGACAGCAGACGAGCCCAGCUGGCGCCUGUCAGCCGGGGAGUUUGAGUCGUCGCUGCUGGAAGUGGACGCCAAGCUCCUCCACUACUUCCGACGAGACGCCGGAGGCAACCCUGUCAAGUGGUUCCGACCGGGCCAUGGGUGGUACACCAAGCGAAUGCGGCAGCAGGCACAGCGGCACGGGUACAACGUGGCUCUGGGCUCUGUGUUCCCCGUGGACCCGCUUUUCAAGGACAGCAGCCGCCCUCUCGCUGCCUACUGUUUAUGGAAGGUGUACCCAGGUGCUAUUAUUAUCCUGCAUGAUCGUCCCCAGCAGGGCACACAAACCGUUGAGCAACCGGAGCUGAAGAUCGACGCCAUGGAUUGGGUGCAGCAGCCGGAGCUGAAGAUCGACACCAUGGACUGGACCGUGAAGCACGCGCGGCUGGGCGGCGACCCGCUGAAUGGCUUCGACGUGUUCCUCACAGGCGUGCUGACGUUCAACGCGCUCAUCUACAACCCCAACGCGUAUGGGCUCAAGAUCAACGCUAUAUACGUGCACGCGGAGUACAACAACACGUUUCUCGGCAACUCCAAGCUCCCCCCCAUGAACGUGUACCCGUUAAAGUCCUCCCCGGUAAAAGCACCCUUCAACCUGGUGAAUAUCCCUAUGAAGAAAGGAUGGCGCAUAUACCAGAAGGGGGAUGUGCUUGCAACGAAGAUUGACAUCCAAGGGUUUGGGAGAUUCACCGGCUUUGGAAUCAAAAGUCCUGUGAUGCAGGUCAGAACCACUUGUUAUGUAAAAUACGUGCUUAAAGCGUUCUGA